Messenger RNA from Synchytrium microbalum, 633 nucleotides. RefSeq lists its product as uncharacterized. The record is from RefSeq and is a predicted model, not a curated record. The transcript has 3 exons. Bases 1 to 633 code for a protein of 210 amino acids. Lineage: Eukaryota; Fungi; Chytridiomycota; Chytridiomycetes; Synchytriales; Synchytriaceae.
AUGGUAGCUAAGAACCGAUCCAAGAUUCCGAAGCUCUUUUGUCGAGGAGCUCCGAUGGUGGAAGUUCGACGGGAUUUGAUCGGAGUAUCCACAAAUAAGAGCUGGGCAGAUGUGAAAGCCCUCAAUUGGGACCUAGUGAAGGAUAGCCAAAGAGGGAAACACAAGGAUACCGACUUGAAAUCACCCGCGCAACAUUGUGAAUACAUGUACUUAGCCCAUACUGAGGGUUGGUCUUACUCUGGCAGACUGAAGUAUCUUUUGCAAUGUCGCAGCAUCGUUGUGAUGCACCCACUAAACUACAUUCAGCAUUUCCAUCAUCUUUUGAAUGGAAACGAUUCCUCACCAGAUCAAAAUGUGGUUCAAGUCAGUCUACCCUUUGGGAAACACCUAGAUGAAGCGAUGAACUCUCUUCUAUCAAAGAGAGAGACAGAUUGGGAGGAAAAGGUGCUUUCAAAUAGUUGGGACAACUUGAGGGAAAAGUAUUUAACUCCAGCUGCAAAUAAUUGCUACUGGAGACGGCAGUUUAGGGCAUAUGGAGCACUUCAAAAGUUCAAACCGUCUAUCGAACUGAAAGCAGGACUGUUGGGGCUGCCGGGAGCGGUCAGGCCGUUUUAUACGAGAGUUGGAUUAUAA